Messenger RNA from Fulvia fulva, 1302 nucleotides. RefSeq lists its product as uncharacterized. The record is from RefSeq and is a predicted model, not a curated record. The coding region runs from base 1 to 1302 and encodes 433 amino acids. The transcript has a single exon. Lineage: Eukaryota; Fungi; Ascomycota; Dothideomycetes; Mycosphaerellales; Mycosphaerellaceae.
AUGCCUGAAGCACGUCUCGUCGGAGAAGUGCAAUCCAACUACUUGUGCUUCAACGACGACUUACAUUGCAUCAUCACAACAGACCUCGACGUCUUCCAGAACCAGAAGUACAGGUGCAUGCAAGACAUUUUCGCUGUGUUGUUCAUCGAGCCAGGAGAGGGUGGCGAGCGAGAGCCGGUAGCCAAGAUCGUUUCCUGCGAUGUGCGAAAGACGCUGCGAUAUGCUGGCACCUCACAACAAAUCUGGCGCAAUGAGCUGGUGGGAAUCCCGCACAACUACACAGGAACUUUCGAUCAGCAUACCGACGGCAGCGACCCCAUCGACGACAAGAAGAAGCCAUUCGUCUUGCUGUACACUCGAGAUGGGAUUCCGAAGGCGAGUCUCGGAGAGGAUGCUCGAGCGGCUCUUGCUCAGAAAUGUGUACAUUAUAUCCUUGAGAUUGUGAUUGAGGAGGAUUUCCGGAGAAAGGGUCUGCUGCCCCACAUAAUCUUCGCAUACCAGAAGGCACUGCGCGAGCUUCCUGGCAGACUCGUUCCAAAAGAAGCUGCCAUGAUCCUCUCACCAGCGCCCAUGGCGAAUGUCAGCGAUGACAUGGAAGGUAAUGGCUAUCAUGUGAAGCCAUAUAGAGAUGUCGUCUGGAGGCUCGCUGAAAAUUACCGAUGGGGGGGCUUUGAGACCUGGAAGCCAUUCCCGGUCGGCGUCCGAAGCGGCCUGAUGCUGAUGGGCAAGCGCAUCUCUGAUAAGCUCCGGGACACUGCGGAAGAUAUGGCAUUGGAUGAGGAGGAUGAGGAAGAGGAUGACGAUCAAGAUGAGUCGAUAGAAGGCUAUGAGGUCUCCCGUCGCCACCCCAGAUCUGAGGUUGAGGUGCUGCUAGCAGAAGGUCCCAAUCGUCCCAGAACCGUAGAUGGGAUGUACUGGUGGUACGACGGCAGAAGAUGGAUGAUCACGCCCGAAAGCCGUGCGGAGGACGUUGAAGAAGGCAACAUGCAGCAGCAGAUGUGGCAAGAGAUGCUGGACUCUGAGAAGACCGGACAGCAUCCUCACGCCAAGAUCAUCGGCGCGGACGACGAUCCCAAUAUGAAGUGGGACAUCGAUGGCAUUCUCGGCGAAAGAGAUCACCAUGGCCAGACUCUGUAUUUGGUGGAAUGGUGCGACAUCCUGCACAACGGCCAGAGAUAUCACCUGCCGCCUACCUGGGAGCCUGCGAGCAUGCUCAGGCGUCGGAUGAUUCAGGAGUGGCAUGGCAUCGAGGCAGAGCAAACGGGGAUGCUGAGGAGGAAUAGGCGGUGGUACAGAAGAUGA